This is a messenger RNA of Dreissena polymorpha, 851 nucleotides long. Its product is annotated as neurogenic locus notch homolog protein 1-like. Gene Ontology annotation, molecular function: calcium ion binding. Bases 136 to 771 code for a protein of 211 amino acids. The record is from RefSeq and is a predicted model, not a curated record. Lineage: Eukaryota; Metazoa; Mollusca; Bivalvia; Myida; Dreissenidae. The transcript has 5 exons.
UAAUUUAUUGGAUGUGUUCAAACAAGCGCACGCAAUUUAAGUCACAAGUAGCGUUGAAUCAGUUUAAGAUAUAUUUUGACUAACAAGUUCGUUUAUUUAAGAAUAAUUGUUUGUUAUUAUAACCGUAUUCGUGAAAUGGAUAAAUUUAUGUAUAUAUCUGCUUACGGUGUGGUUCUUUGUAUCGUCCUGGUACAUGUGCACGGCCAAACGAACGGGCCGGAUAUGGACCCUAUCAUGAACCCUGCCACGUGCGCAACUACUUACUGCCCUCCGAACUCUACCUGCGUGCAGACGUCAAGCUACGUCUACUGCGAUUGCGUGCCCGGAAAGACUGGUAUAAAUUGCACCAUGGACGAUCCUUGCCUGGAAACCAAUGUAAACUGUCCUCGGGGGAUGAAAUGCUUUGGUCCCUGCAACCCGAACGUGUUCUGUCAAGGGGCCACCGGUAUUCCACAAUGCACCAACUGCAUUUCCGGUUUCAAGGGGACCAACUGUGACGAGGACGAGGAUGAGUGUAAAGAGUGGAAGGACGUGUGUAAGUCAAACGGCAAGUGCACGAACACGUUUGGGGGCUACAGGUGCGAUUGCAAGGUGGGCUACAGCGGCGAGAACUGUGAAAUCUGCAAGCUAUCAGAGGCUGAAUGCAAUGAAAAUGGUAGACACUCAGAAGAGGACGCAUCUAAAAAGACUGAAAGUGCCGCGGAGUCUUUUCACAUAGUGAAUGUUUCUAUUCCAUUGACCUUGACAUGCAUCAUGUCGUUGUGGAUAUAACACUGAAUAGAUCUCGCCCGUUUUUUAUAUGUGUUUAUUUCUAUUGUUAGACAUGUCAAUAUCAUAUCUAGUCUAUUGAA